AUGUUCGAUUACAAGCCCCACUACAUCAAUAUACUUCCCCAUUUCAAUGGGAGGUCUAAUGAUGAACCGUACACGCAUUUGGCGGAGUUUUCAUCUAUAUGUAGCACAACCGGGGGGCAUAAUUUUGCGUUGGAAGAAGUCAAGCUUCGGUUAUUUCAGUUUUCGCUAAAAGACAAGGCGAAACAAUGGUUUCUUACACUUCCGGCGAAUAGUAUUCGAACACGGGGUGAGAUGCAACAAGUAUUCCUUAACGAAUAUUACUCGAUGGCAAAGACCGAUGAUGCUAGAGAUGAAAUAAGGUCUUUCUGUCAACUAUCGAGUGAACCGUUGCAUGAAGCAUUCACAAGGUACAAGGAAUUGAUUCCAAAAUGCCCACAUCAUCAAAUCGAAAAGUGGGAGUUGGUUAAAUGCUUUGUGAGAGGAUUGGAUGACGAGACAUGGAAUCGCCUUGAGUCAACGAGCAAUGGAACUUUAUUAAGCAAUCACGAGGAUGACGAUUGGGAGUUCCUUGAAAGGAUGAGUAAAAGAUCAAAAGCGAAAGAGUCAGCCGAUCGAGCAAAAAUGCACCCCACCUCAAGGUGUUGGCCCGAUCGUGAUGCGAAUUCUAAGGAUCGAAUUGAAACGUUAGAGCGAGAGUUGGCUCUCAUGAAGAAAAGGGAAGUGAAUGCGGUGCAAUACGUCGUAUGUGAAGAAUGCAAAGACAUUGGUCACCGGAAUGAGAAUUGUCAAGCCACCGUAGAGGUAAAUCAAGUGUAUGGGGACCGAAGGCAAUAUGAUUUCAACUCCAACACUUACCACCCCGGGUUGAGGAACCAUCCUAACUUUAGGUAUGGUAAUGCCUCCAGCCAAAUGAACCCGAAUUUUCAAUCGGGGAAUCAAGGUGGGUAUUCGCACCAAACUCGCCAAAGAAGUUACAAUCAAGAUGGUCACCGGUCGAUGAAUAAUCAAGGAGGUGGUGGUGAUUUGAGUGCCAAAAUGGAUGCAAUGGUUUCGAUGAUGCAAAAGUCCAAGAAGGAGAACGAAAUUCGGGACAAAUCACAUGAAGCAUUAGCAAAACAAGUGGGCCAACUUGCGGAGGAAAUGGCACAAAUGAGGGGAGCAUGGGAAAGCUCCCAAGUGACACCAUGGUGA
This is a messenger RNA of Helianthus annuus (common sunflower), 1131 nucleotides long. RefSeq lists its product as uncharacterized. The record is from RefSeq and is a predicted model, not a curated record. NCBI's taxonomy places the organism in Eukaryota, Viridiplantae, Streptophyta, Magnoliopsida, Asterales, Asteraceae. The transcript has a single exon. Bases 1 to 1131 code for a protein of 376 amino acids.